Cetraspora pellucida is the source of this 546-nucleotide messenger RNA. The record is from the annotation of a GenBank genome assembly. NCBI's taxonomy places the organism in Eukaryota, Fungi, Glomeromycota, Glomeromycetes, Diversisporales, Gigasporaceae.
AUGCAAGAGUUGUUGAUUGUAGAUGAUUUUUUAUUACCUUACCUACAAAAUUAUUUCAAAAUUAAGGACAUACCGUUCUUCAUGAUCGGCGUGGUGUUUGCUUGGACUUACGUGAUAACUGCUUUUCUAAGCGUCAUGGCACAAUCUGUCGGGAUAAGGAAUGGUUAUCACAAUAGAGAUCCAAGACCUUAUAGACCGAUGCUUAGAGGUGCAUUAGCUAGAACGGUGGCUGCACAUCAAGUUGCUUUGGAAAAUGCACCAGCAUUUUUCGCUGCAGUUAUUAUUGCGUCAGCAAAUAAGGUGCCUUUAAGAUACAGAACUAGUUUUUCGAUCAUGUAUGGGGUCUUGCGGAUUAUCCAUACACCGCUCUAUGUGUUAGAUUUUGACAUUGCCCGUGCUAUUGUUCAUAUAAUGGCUUUGUCAUGUACUACAUGGCUAUUUGCAUUCGCUCUUUUGCCUGGCUUUGAACAAAAUUAUUCAUCUUUAAUUGAUGUUGUGAGCAUCUUACGAAGCGUAUCCGAUGAUUCUACAUGGACAUUUGACUAA